AGGGGCUGGCAGACAGUUGGACGUGGCGUCUUUUCCACCGCCCCUCCCCUGCUUGGGACGGAGGCAUCUCCAGGAUGACUUGACUCAGUGCUGGGCACUCUCACUUCACACCACCAUGGCUUCAGGAGGUGGCGCCACCCUUCUUCUGGGGCUGCUGGUCCUCUCAGCUGACCUGCCACGUAUUGUGUCGCAAGAAAGACCUGGCUAUUGCCGGGAACUCCCUGUUCGUUAUACUGACCCCUCUGCUGGGGGCUCCUGCAACCGGUGCAGUGCGGAUGGCGGCUGCCCACCAGGCAAGAAGUGCUGUGGUUCGUCCUGCGGCAACACCUGCCAGACACCUGAGCCGAAUCUCUGCAGACUUCCUCCUGUCACGGGUCCCUGCAAGGCUGCCAUGCGGAAACUGUAUUACAACUGGAGGAAGAAGAAGUGCGAGGAAUUCAUCUACGGGGGCUGCCAGGGCAACCUGAACCGCUUCGACACCCUGGAGAAGUGCCUGAGUGUCUGUGGGGGUCAAGGUGCGCCCUAGAGUAAUGGAGGGAGCAGGAGAGGGUCUGCUCUGUGGGGAAGAAGAUGGAGCAGCACCCACAGAGCCCUCCUACUGGGCUCCUUCCUUCCUGAUUCCUGACCCCCAUUCUCCCACCCCUGGGGGGCUGACGGGCUCCUGAAGCAUGCUGGGU
Lacerta agilis (Sand lizard) is the source of this 677-nucleotide messenger RNA. Its product is annotated as spleen trypsin inhibitor I-like. The transcript is spliced from 4 exons. Gene Ontology annotation, biological process: negative regulation of peptidase activity. NCBI's taxonomy places the organism in Eukaryota, Metazoa, Chordata, Lepidosauria, Squamata, Lacertidae. Bases 116 to 526 code for a protein of 136 amino acids. Gene Ontology annotation, cellular component: extracellular region. The record is from RefSeq and is a predicted model, not a curated record. Gene Ontology annotation, molecular function: serine-type endopeptidase inhibitor activity.